AUGGUAAAGCCCCACUUCUUCUCCUCUGGCAAUCUUCCCAGAAAGAUCAGGUGGGAAAACACCACUUCUCCUUCUCUGGCAAUCCUCCCAGAAGAAUCAGAUGGUAAAGCCCACUUCUUCUCUUCUGGCAAUCUUCCCAGAAGGAUCAGAAGGAUCAGGUGGAAAACACCACUUCUCCUCCUCUGGCAAUCCUCCCUGAAGAAUCAGAUGGUAAAGCCCCACUUCUUCUCCUCUGGCAAUCUUCCCAGAAGGAUCAGGGGAAAACACCACUUCUCCUUCUCAAUCCUCCCUGAAGAAUCAGAUGGUAAAGCCCCCACUUCUUCUCUUCUGGCAAUCUUCCCAGAAGGAUCAGAAAAUCAGCCCCCUUCUUCUCCUCCUCAAUUUUCCCAGAAGGAUCAACUUCUCCUCCCUGGCAAGCUCCCAGAAGAAUCAGAAGCCCCACUUCUUCUCCUCUGGCAAUCUUCCCAGAAGGAUCAGAAGGAUCGCCUUCUCCUUCUCUGGGGAAGAAUCAGGAAAAGCCCUUCUUCUCCUCCUCUGACAAUCCUCCCAGAAGAAUCAGAUGGUAAGCCCCACUUCUUCUCCUCUGGCAAUCUUCCCAGAAGGAUCAGGUGGGAAACACCACUUCUCCUCCUCUGGCAAUCCUCCCAGAAGAAUCAGAUGAAGGAUCAAGGACUUCUCCUCAGGCAAUCCUCCCAGAAGGGAAAAAGCCCCACCUUCUCCUCUGGCCUUCCCAAAAGGAUCAGGUGGGAAAACAACUUCUCCUCCCUGGCAAUCCUCCCAGAAGAAUCAGAUGGCAAUCUUCCCAGAAGGAUCAGGGUGGGGAAAACACCACUUCUCCUUCUCCAAUCAUCCCAGAAGAAUCAGAUGAAGAAUCAGAUGGUAAAGCCCCACUUCUUCUCCUCUGGCAAUCUUCCCAGAAGGAUUCUGGGGAAAACCACUUCUCCUCCUCUGGCAAUCCUCCCAGAAGAAUCAGAUGGUAAAGCCCCCACUUCUUCUCCUCUGCAAUCUUCCCAAAAGGAUCAGGUGGGAAAACACCACUUCUUCCUCCUGGCAAUCCUCCCAGAAGAAUCAGAUGGUAAAAGCCCCUUCUUCUCCUCUGGCAAUCUUCCCAGAAGGAUCCCAGAAGAAGAAUCAGAUGGUAAAGCCCCACUUCUUCUCCUCUGGCAAUCUUCCCAGAAGGAUCAGAAGAAUCAGAUGGGGAAAACCCCACUUCUUCCUCCUCUGGCAAUCUUCCCAGAAGGAUCAGGUGGGAAAACACUUCUCCUCCUUCUCCUCCCUCUGAAGAAUCAGAUGGUAAAGCCCCACUUCUUCCUCUGGCAAUCUUCCCAGAAGGAUCAGGUGGGAAAACACCACUUCUCCUCCCCUCUGGCAAUCCUCCCAGAAGAAUCAGAUGGUAAAGCCCCACUUCUUCUCCUCUGGCAAUCUUCCCAGAAGGAUCAGAAGAAUCAGAUGGUAAAGCCCCACUUCUUCUUCUCCUCUGGCAAUCUUCCCAGAAGGAUCAGGUGGAAAACACCACUUCUCCUCCUCCAAUCCUCCCAGAAGAAUCAGAUGAAGGAUCAGGUGGGAAAACACCCUUCUCCUCCUCUGACAAUCCUCCCAGAAGAAUCAGAUGGUAAAAGCCCCCUUCUUUCCUCCUCUGGCAAUCUUCCCAGAAGGAUCAGGUGGGAAAACACCACUUCUCCUCCUCUGGCAAUCCUCCCAGAAGAAUCAGAUGGUAAAGCCCCCUUCUUCUCCUCUGGCAAUCUUCCAAAGGAUCAGGGUGGGAAACACCACUUCUCCUCCUCUGGCAAUCCCCAGAAGAAUCAGAUGGUAAAGCCCCCUCACUUCUCCUCUGGCAAUCUUCCCAGAAGGAUCAGGUGGGAAAACACCACUUCUCCUCCUCUGGCAAUCAUCCCAGAAGAAUCAGAUGAAGGAUCAGGUGGGGCAAUCUUCCCAGAAGGAUCAGAUGGGAAAGCCGCCACUUCUCCUCCAAUCUUCCCAAGAAGGAUCAGGUGGGAAAACCCCACUUCUCCUCCUCUGGCCUCCCAGAAGAAAGGGAUGGAACUUCUUCUCCUCUGGCAAUCUUCCCAGAAGGAUCAGAUGGAAAACACCACUUCUCCUCCUCUGGCAAUCCUCCCAGAAGAAUCAGAUGGGAAAACAAUCUUCUCCCAGCCCUUCUUCUUCCUCUGGCAAUCUUCCCAGAAGGAUCAGGUGGAAAAACCACUUCUCCUCCUCUGGCAAUCCUCCCAGAAGAAUCAGAUGGUAAAGCCCCACUUCUUCUCCCUGGCAAUCUUCCCAGAAGGAUCAGGUGGGAAAAACACUUCUCCUCCUCUGGCAAUCCUCCCAGAAGAAUCAGAUGGUAAAGCCCCACUUCUUCUCCUCUGGCAAUCUUCCCAGAAGGAUCAGGGAAAACACCACUUCUCCUCCUCACAAUCCUCCCAGAAGAAUCAGAUGGUAAAGCCCACUUCUUCUCCUCUGGCAAUCUUCCCAGAAGGAUCAGGUGGGAAAACACCACUUCUCCUCCCUCUGGCAAUCCUCCCAGAAGAAUCAGAUGGGCCCCACUUCUUCUCCCAAUCUUCCCAGAAGGAUCAGGUGGGGAAAACACCACUUCUCCUCCUCCAAUCCUCCCAGAAGAAUCAGAUGGUAAAGCCCCUUCUUCUCCUCUGGCAAUCUUCCCAGAAGGAUCAGGGGGGAAAACACCACUUCUCCUCCUCUGGCAAUCCUCCCAGAAGAAUCAGAUGGAAAAAGCCCCACUUCUUCUCCUCUGGCAAUCUUCCCAGAAGGAUCAGGUGGAAGAAUCAGAUGGUAAAGCCCCCUUCUUCUCCUUGGCAAUCUUCCCAGAAGGAUCAGGUGAAAAACCUUCUCCUCCCAAUCCUCCCAGAAGAAUCAGAUGAAGGAUCAGGUGGGGCAAAAAACACCACUUCUCCUCUGACAAUCCUCUCCCAGAAGAAUCAGAUGGUAAGCCCCCCUUCUUCUCCUCCCUUCCCAGAAGGAUCAGAUGGGAAAACACCACUUCCUCCUCCUCUGGCAAUCCUCCCAGAAGAAUCAGAUGGUAAAGCCCUUCUUCUCCUCCUCUGGCAAUCUUCCCAGAAGGAUCUUCACUUCUCCUCAGCAAUCCUCCCAGAAGAAUCAGGUGGUAAAGCCCCACUUCUUCUCCUCUGGCAAUCUUCCCAGAAGGAUCAGAAGGAUCAGGUGGAAACACCACUUCUUCUCCUCUGGCAAUCUUCCCAGAAGAAUCAGGUGGUAAAAAAGCCCCACUUCUCCUCCUCCAAUCUUCCCAGAAGGAUCAGGUGGGAAGCCACCACUUCUCCUCCUCUGGCAAUCCUCCCAGAAGAAUCAGAUGGUAAAGCCCCACUUCUUCUCCUCUGGCAAUCUUCCCAGAAGGAUCAGGGAAACACCACUUCUCCUCCUCUGGCAAUCCUCCCAGAAGAAUCAGAUGGUAAAGCCCCCACUUCUUCUCCUCUGGCAAUCUUCCAAAAGGAUCAGGUGGAAAACACCACUUCUCCUCCUCUGGCAAUCCUCCCAGAAGAAUCAGAUGGUAAAGCCCCUUCUUCCUUCCUCCUCUGGCAAUCUUCCCAGAAGGAUCAGAAGGAUCAGGUGGAAAACACCACUUCAAUCCUCCUCUGGCAAUCCUCCCAGAAGAAUCAGGGAUGGUGGAAAAGCCCCCUUCUUCUCAACCAUCUUCCUGAAGAAGGAUCAGGUGGGAAAACAUCAUUUCUCCUCCUCUGGCAAUCAUCCCAGAAGAAUCAGAUGGUUCUUCUUCUCCUCUGGCAAUCUUCCCAGAAGGAUCAGGUGGGAAAACACCAACUUCUCCUCCUCUGA
Molecule: messenger RNA, 3801 nt
Organism: Acanthosepion pharaonis
Lineage: Eukaryota; Metazoa; Mollusca; Cephalopoda; Sepiida; Sepiidae
Source: the annotation of a GenBank genome assembly